Molecule: messenger RNA, 2932 nt
Organism: Solanum stenotomum
Lineage: Eukaryota; Viridiplantae; Streptophyta; Magnoliopsida; Solanales; Solanaceae
Product: putative late blight resistance protein homolog R1B-23
Exons: 2
Coding region: 2-2758 (918 amino acids)
Biological process (GO): defense response to other organism
Molecular function (GO): ADP binding
Source: RefSeq, a predicted model, not a curated record
UAUGGCUUAUGCUGCUAUUACUUGCCUUAUGAACACUGUACAACAAUCAAUGGAAGUUACUGGAUAUGAUUUGCAAUCGUUCUACGAAAAGCUUGAAUCUUUGAGAGCUAAUCUGGAGAAAUCAUCCCAUAGAACUUCAGGGGAUCAUCUUGAGGAAUUAACUAGAGUGGAAGCUGAAAUCAUAGAGCUAGCAUGUAGCUCAGAGGAUAUGGUUGAUGCAGAAUCAAGAAAAGAUGAAAUUACGCAACUUGGAUUCCUCUUGAAACAACAAGUAGAACGCAUUGAUUCCGCGAUGAACAAGUGGAUGAUCAUUGCAGAGAAGAACAUGUACAUGACAAAAAACAAAGAUAAUAUUAUUGCCAAUACAUUGUCGUCUCAACAUGCCUUAUUAGAGCCUGAUGAGAACAUGAAUAUGGUUGGUGAUGAAAAUGAAUUCGAGAUGAUGCAGGGGAAACUUACAAGAGGAGGAAGGGAACUAAAAGUUGUCUCGAUUGUCGGUAUGGGUGGCAUUGGCAAGACAACUUUGGCUAACAAAAUCUAUAGUGAUCCAUUCAUUAUGUCUCACUUUGACAUUCGUGGAAAAGUAACUUUUUCACAAGAGUAUUGUAGGGAAAAUGUACUCCUAGGUCUUCUUUCUUCUGUAAGUGGAAUGAGUAGUCAUGAAUUUUAUGAGCAACAAGAUGAUGGGGAACUAGCAGAACAAUUGCAAAAGCAUCUAAAAGGCAUAAGAUACUUGGUAGUCAUUGAUGACAUAUGGACUACGGAAACUUGGGAUGAUAUACAAUUAUGUUUCCCAGAUUGUAACAAUGGAAGCCGAAUACUCAUGACAACUCGAAAUAUGGAUGUGGCUAAAUAUGCUAGCUCAGGUAACACUACUCCUUAUCAAAUGAGCCUUUUGGAUUUUAAAAGAAGUUGGAAUUUACUGCACACAAAGGUUUUUGAUAAAGAAUCAUGUGUUUCUCAUGAAUUUAAAGAAAUUGGGAAACAAAUUGCAUUGAAAUGCGGAGGAUUACCUCUAGCAAUUACUGUGAUUGCUGGAGUUCUCUCCAAAAUAGGUAAAUCAUUGGGUGAGUGGCAAAGUGUUGCCGAGAACGUAAGUUCAGUGGUAAGCACAGAUGUUGAUGUUCAAUGCAUGCAAGUGUUGGCAUUGAGUUACCAUCACUUGCCUCAACACCUAAAGCCGUGUUUCCUAUAUUUUGCAAUCUUCCCAGAAGAUGAAGUGAUUUUUGUCGAUAAACUUAUGGAGUUAUGGGUUGUAGAAGGAUUUUUGAAGGCAGAAGAAACAAAAAGUGUUGAACAAGUGGCAGAAAAAUGCCUAAAUGAUCUUAUAGACAGAAGUUUAAUUUCAAUUCACAACUUGAGUUUUGAUAAAAAAUUGGAGAGUUGUCAAAUGCAUGAUGUGACUCGUGAACUCUGCUUGAGGGAAGCUCGAAAUGGUAAUUUUGUGAAUGUUAUUAGAGAAGAGAAUGAUCAAAAUCCAUAUCCACAAUCCAUGUAUUUUUCCUCUAAGAGUCGAGGUCGGGUCAGCAUCCAAUUGAUCAACAUACCUGACGACUGUGUGAUCGAGGAAAAAUUGUCUAGGUAUCCUAAUACUGUGGUCAGUUCUAUUAUCUGUUUUAGAAUGCUAUUGUCCAUGCCAAAGUUGUUGUGUUUCAAGCUAUUAAGAGUACUAGAUCUUGCUUUAGUGAAAUGUGGUGCUUUUCCCAAUGGGAUAAUUGAUUUGAUUCACUUGAGAUACUUAGCUUUGAGUCUUUCACCUGGCGUGGAGCGGUAUCUAGGUGAAGAGAUUCCCUCAUCAAUAGACAUUCCUCUAUCUAUAUCUAGCCUAUGUUAUCUGCAAACUCUUAUACUUAAUCUUCCACAUAGUAAGGGGUACCAGCAACGGGAGAAGAAAUAUCCCUUGAUAUUACCAUCGGAAAUUUUGACGAUGAUGCAGUUGAGAUACCUCCUUUUGGACUGGAAUUACUUCCGGUUUCAUGAGCCAACAGAGAAACGUUUGGUUCUGAGAAAUUUGCAAUGCUUGUCUGGAUGGAAUCCUUGGUAUUGUACUAAGUUUGUCUUUAGACUAUUUCCUAAUUUAAGGAAGUUGCAAAUAUGUGGUGUCAAGGAAGACUAUUGUAGUUGCACGGACCCCUAUGAUUUUCGCGACUUAGAUCAGCUCGAGGAACUGGAGUUUCAUUUGUAUUAUAGCUUUCUUCCAGUUUGUCCUUUCUUUUUGGAAAGUACACCUUCAGAUUACCUAAGGUUUACGGAGCGAGAACGACCAUCUUUGACACUUCCUACUGUAUAUUAUUUUCAACCUUUGGUCCUCCCACCUGUAGAUGCUUUUCCACAAAAUCUUAAGAAGUUAUCUUUUAGUAUGACUUUUUUGCGGUGGAAGGAUAUGAGCAUUGUUGGUCAGCUUCCCAAACUCGAGGCCCUUAAAUUAGAAUAUCGUGCCUGUAUAGGCGAGGAGUGGGAAGUAGUUGAGGAAGGAUUUCCUUGCUUGAAGUUCCUGUGCCUGGAAGACUUGAAUCUUGAGUACUGGAGAGCCAGUUGUGACCACUUUCCGUGCCUUGAACGACUAUUUCUUGAAGAGUGCAGGUUUUUGGAUUCAAUUCCUCGAGAUUUUGCAGAUAUAACCACACUCGCUCUAAUUGAUAUAAGGAGGUGUGCAGAAUCUGUUGGGAGUUCCGCGAAGCAUAUUCAACAGGACAUUGAAGAGAACUAUGCAGGUUCUAUUGAAGUCCAUAUCCGUGACCCCGUCAAAAGGAGGUGAUGACCUUAAGAUGCCUUAUGAGCCUAACUGAUAUGGAACUCGACAGAUUUUACAUCGUUUUCUUUAUCAGUGCAUCAAUUGGUGCUGUAUUAGUACUAUCUCCCCGUGGAGUUGGCUUAGGUAAUUGUUUGACUCAUCGUAUAUAUUAAUCUGCAACAAUUCCAGCAAUAAGAU